UCUCACACAGAUAAAUCCUUAGCCAUCUUUGGCAACCCUGUUCCUCUCUUGGCCCAUAGUGCGAUGGCGGCAGGUUCCUGGCCUCCCACCUCACCAUAUCCAAGACUACCUCAUGACACUCCCAGUAGUUCUGCACUCAUUCAAUCAUUCAGUCCGGCCAUUCGUUUGGCGAGAUUCAAUGCCGAGGCCUUCGGAGGAAUUAGCUUGGCCCCCCGUGGCUUCAAUGAACUGGAUAAUUCGGCCUCUCUGCAUCCAGUGGGCGCUACCAUGCUGUCGGCGAGCGCACAAGCUGUGGGAUUUGCAAAACCAACACCGAACGCAGAUAACGGUCGUGAAAGCAAGGUUUACACGGACAAUCCCAAGAAGAAUGGGGAUGACUCCGAACGUGAAGAUGACAGGGAGCCGCAGCAUGUGCAAGCACGAAAGAAGAAACCUACAAUGCUAUUUGACGAACUUUCUGGAUUCAUUGACGACGAUAGGAAUCGACGAUAUCAUUUGUUUGACACGGAAGAUUAUGAAGACCCUAGUCUCAAGCUGGGUAUCGAAGAUUUCAAGUGCUUUGAGAGGGUCAUGUAUGCACUGGAUCGAAGCCUUAUCACCUUUCAAUUAUCAGCUCGCCAGCUCGACUCGUCGGUUGGCUCCUUAGCAUCGGCUGGACAGCUCCGCAGUCACUUGAUGAAUAUAGGGAUCCUCUUUCAGAGAAACGCAGCUGAAAUCUUUCCACAAAUGAAAUCCAAGCUCGCAAAAAUCGACACCCCAAAGCCGAGGAAGAAAAGGCCAAAACCAAGGGCGAAAAUCUAUAGCAGAGCUUCGAUCCUCAAGCCAACGACUAUCAACGAAAUUCCAGAACCAGAAACCCUUCCUAGCGAAUUAUCAGAGUUUGCUUCCAACCUUGCGGUGUUUUUGCGACAACUGGAAGAGUUUCCAGAAUUUGCGGACGAUACAUUAACUACCUCAAUCACAGCUCUUGAGAUUGAACUCAAGCGCCGUGCCGACUGCCUCGCAGAGUAUCGGCAUCAACUUCACUGGCCAGCAGUGCAGCGAUACGUUCACGCUAUCAGCGCAGAACUUGUAUCACCUCUACAGACUAUGAACCAAGCUCUUGAAGACUUUGUGAAUAACGGUAUACCGGCCAUCCGUUUUGCCCAAAAGAACAGUUGGAACUACCUAGUCAAUUUAUCGGUCACAGCAACCUUUUUCAGUGGUGUCACCGCAACGACAGCUCAAUAUUCGCUUGACAGAACUGCGACCACACUUGACGAUCAGCAUAAUGGGAUGAAAUGGCUAUCGGACGUUCUACAUGGCUAUUGGGAUUCCUUCCUCAAGCCCAUCCGUAGUCAAUUGAUGCGUUGGAUCCCUCGACGAGCCAUUGCCCAGUGCCAAGCAUUCGGAAAACGUCUUACUUGUAGACUGAACAGGAAUAGGGGACCUAGUGACGAGCUUAAUGAAACCGAGAGUGGUGGUACUAUAUUAUCCCCUAUCGAGUAUAAACACAAGAAAUCGGCAAGUGAGCUAGAACGGGGAGAUAUGAUCGACAGCCCUAUAGCUCAACCUUCACAAUUACCAGAGGCUGGUGUCUCUCAUUCAGUGCCCAAGUUCUCCUUCUCGGCGGCUUCGAUAGCAGUGCCAAAUUCCGAUUCGCAACAUACUCUGAAUGAGCAAGCCCCAACAGCAAGCACAACUACCGAUCCUCCAAAGCUCACCGGUGUAAAUAGACUCCGUCAGCUUGCUUGGAAAGUUGCAGAGAAGGAAACACUGCAAGUACCCAAAACACAGACCAACUCGAGGGGAAGCGCUGUCUUGUACACCAUGCAUACAAUUGUCGGAAGGUUGACGACACUCCGACCAGUCCUCAAGAGAUUGGAAGUAACGCAUACGAUCCUCCGGAGCUCUGGCCUUGUGCGGCAUUUGCAAUUCAGCCCGAACGGGAAGCUACUGGCUACAUGCGCGUGGGAUGGUACCGCGAGACUAUUCAAUGUCCCUCAAUCAGCGGACGAUGACGUUGGAAAGCACCUUGUAAUGAAUGUCUAUACAGGCUUCCUUGGACAGGUGGCGUGGAGUCCAAAUGGAAACUGGCUAAUAACCAGAUGGGCGAAUGGUAUGGCUAUAUGGUCAGAGGGAAGUCAAGUAUCCGAGCUAGACCUUGAUGGAAAUGUCGUGGAAAUGUAUGAAUUCCAAAAUCUGGAGAUUCACACUGUGGCAAUCACUCCCGAUGAGGAGCGUAUGCUAUGUGUAGGUGUACCCAAGUCGCAAGGGAGUACACAGCCUAGCACGUCCCGCGUAGAGAAGCGGCUAGUUG
This is a messenger RNA of Acaulospora colombiana, 2299 nucleotides long. Lineage: Eukaryota; Fungi; Glomeromycota; Glomeromycetes; Diversisporales; Acaulosporaceae. The record is from the annotation of a GenBank genome assembly.